AUGUCGGAAGGUGGUGAGAAAAAGAAGAAGGAGAAGAAAGCGUUCGACGUUAAGAAGUUCACCCUCGACCUCAUCACCGGCGGCACGUCGGCCGCCAUCUCCAAGACUGCCGUCGCUCCAAUUGAAAGGGUUAAACUUUUGUUACAGGUACAAGAUGCGUCGAGUACGAUUGCGGCCGACAAGCGAUAUAAGGGAAUAAUCGACGUAUUCGUGCGUGUUCCAAAGGAGCAGGGAUUUUUCUCGCUCUGGAGAGGAAACCUUGCGAAUGUGCUCAGAUAUUUCCCCACACAGGCGCUCAAUUUCGCAUUCAAAGACACGUAUAACGUGCUGUUUCUAAAAGGUAUUGACAAGAAGAAAGAGUUCUGGAAGUUUUUCGCCGCGAAUCUUGCCUCUGGAGGAGCUGCGGGCGCGACCUCCCUCUGUUUCGUCUAUCCACUUGAUUUCGCACGAACUCGUCUCGCUGUUGACAUUGGAAAGGCCAAAGACCGAGAGUUCCAAGGGCUUACUGACUGCUUGGUCAAAAUUGUCAAGUCAGAUGGGCCAGUAGGUCUUUACCGAGGAUUCGUCGUUUCCGUGCAAGGAAUCAUCAUUUAUCGUGCGGCAUAUUUUGGUAUGUUUGAUACGGCGAAAUACAUUUUCACGUCCGAUGGCAAAAAACUCAACUUCUUCGCUGCAUGGGCAGUUGCACAGGUUGUGACUGUGAGCUCCGGCAUCUUGUCUUAUCCAUGGGAUACAGUACGACGGCGAAUGAUGAUGCAGUCUGGACGAUCGGAUAUCCUCUACAAGAAUACGUUGGAUUGUGCCAUAAAAAUAAUUAAAAACGAAGGAAUGGGUGCCAUGUUCAAGGGAGCGCUGUCGAACAUAUUCCGUGGUACUGGAGGAGCACUCGUACUCGCUAUUUAUGAUGAGAUCCAAAAAUUCUUGUAA
Messenger RNA from Angiostrongylus costaricensis, 927 nucleotides. The record is from the annotation of a GenBank genome assembly. Lineage: Eukaryota; Metazoa; Nematoda; Chromadorea; Rhabditida; Metastrongylidae.